AUGCGCUACCAUUUUAAACUCCUUGGGAUGAAUUCCGAAGAGCAGAAUACAUCAGGAAAUGGUUCUGAAGUAGAGGUCUGUUGUAGAGUUUGUCUGCAACUUGAAGAGUUAAUGAUUCAUAUUUUCGACGGUGGAGUUAUUGAAGAUUUUCAAUCGGAUCUAAUCACAUUACUGGAACGCUGUGGUGGAAUUAAAGUGGAAAAUUCGGAUAAUCUUCCAAAAUAUCUAUGCAAGGAAUGUACGACUGAAUUACUGGUGGCUGCGAAAUUUCGCGAGAAAUGCGAACGAGCGCAACAACUACUAGCAGCUGCUCCCUGGGAGAACCCAGCAGAAAUUGCAGAAUGUGAACCAAACAAAUUAGAAGACAAGGACAAUGAAAUACUUUCUACUGCCACUGACGUUUCACCGAUUGCCCAAUUAUUAAACGAAAGGGAUCAUAUUAUAGAAGUUCAUCCAGAUAGUUUUGUAGAAACGAAUUUGAAUGAAAAAAAUGUUGAAGAGCAGGCCUCGACCAAUACACAGUUGGAUGGUACAAUUAUACCUCAAUGUGAGGAAGUCAUUGAUACUAAUUUAAAUGGCAUUGAUAUAAUAGAAGAAACCAGUGAAGAGUGGCAGGUCAUGGAAUAUUUUGAAAGCAUCACGUGUGAAGAAGAGCAAAAACAAGAAAUUCAUAUACCAAAUAUAAACUUAAGUAAUGAUAUCGGGAGCACAGAAAGUAAUGCUACACAUAUAAAUGAAACAAAAUUUACUUGCGACUCCUGCGGUGCAGUUUUCAUACAGGCAGCUAAUCUUCAAAGACAUUUGGAAAAAGUGCACUUUUUAUUGCAACCAUAUACCUGUCCGAAUUGUAGUCACACGUUUUCUUUUGAGAACACGUACAUAAAUCAUAGUAUUAGUUGUGUAAAAUCCAAUGAUCAGAGUUAUCCAGCAAAUAACAAUUCUACGAAUAAGACAGUGUCAAUCUCAUCUCAGCGGGAAUGCGUAUACUGUGGCAAACAAAUGCAGUCAAACUUCGCUCUUACCAUGCACCUACGUACACAUACCGGAGAAAGGCCAUACAAAUGUGAACAUUGUGUCAAAGCUUUCAAAACUCAAUCAGCUUAUACAAUGCACUUGAAACGUCACGGCCGAAUGCCGGAUUAUUCAUGUUCAAUAUGCCAUAAAACUUUCUAUGAAACCAGCAAUUUGACGGCGCACAUGCGGACGCACACUGGAGAAAAACCUCAUUCUUGCACCUUAUGCCAAAAACGGUUCUCACGUGUCUUCCUCUUACAAUUGCAUAUGCGAACACAUACUGGAGAAAAACCAUAUCAAUGCAUGACCUGUAAUCGGAGCUUUGCUCAGCUAUGUGAUUUAAAGAAUCACGAGCGUAUACAUACUGGCGAAAGGAAGUAUAAAUGCAAUAUAUGCGGAAAGACCUUUAUAAAAAGGUAUUCUCUCAAGGCGCAUAUGGAUAGACAUGCCAUUCCACAGCCUGAAGAGGAAACCAUAUCCAAUGAAAAAAAUUUGGAAGUUUUAAAUGUAAAAAAUGAACCAAUGGAAGAUGAAUCCGCCAAGUAUAUGCUUGAGAAUAGCAUGUUGGAAGGUGAUAGUUACUUUCUUUCCAAAGUUCCUGAAAACAGCUUUUGUAAUCUAUCAUAUGAAGAGGUUCCCCACUUGAGUGAAUCUAAUUCAGAACUUGUUUGGAGUGAUUUUAUAGUUGAGGAUAUAUGAAAAGAGUUGGAGUAGGAGUUUACAUCGAUGUAUGUACAUGAAUACUAUUAAGAGAAAUUAACAUAAUGGAAGAUUUAUCAAUUAAAAAGAAAAUGAGAUUUCUUUAAAGAGAACCAGCAACAUAAAUUUAUUGUUGAAUACUUUCGUUAAAUUUGUUUAUACAUUAACAUAUGCCGUUUUAUACAGUGGAUUAUUUAAUACAUACAAUAAAUCUUAAUACGCAGUUAAAUGUAUAAAAUAAUUAUGGGCAUUCAUUUAUACAUUAACAAUAAAUAAUUUAUAAAAAGGAAACACACACUUGUUUCAAUGGUUAUUGAUAAUGAUAUCGUAUGGUUCGUCACCAAGUGGAUUCAAAUCGAAUUUCAAGGUAUAAGUAAGUAAAUUGAAACACAUACACAUGUAUUCAAUGUAUGUAUAGAUAUUAUUUGAUGCUGAUACUUAUGUACAAGUUACUAAUAUUAAACUAUUGAAAUGCGUUUGAAUCGGACUUGAAUGGACGAACUUAUCUUAACUUAAUUAAUUUAACAAAUAAUAAACUUAAGACAACACUGUGAAACACUGUAACUAUGUCCAAGACGCUGUGUGAUUUGAUGACACCGAAGUCGAUUAUGUUUGUAGCAGAUUUUGUAGUUUGUCCCCAACGAGAGAAUCGAUAGUCUGGUGGUCGUAAUUUCAUUAUGUUUUGUUUUUCGUUUAUUAUUGAAUUUAUUAUUUGCUGUUGAGCAGUGCAUUCAAUUCAUUUCGCAAGCCUAUUGGCAUAUGUAUAUCGAAAUUAUGAAAAUUAAAUACUUGGCUCAUCAAAUAUUUG
Molecule: messenger RNA, 2521 nt
Organism: Zeugodacus cucurbitae (melon fly)
Lineage: Eukaryota; Metazoa; Arthropoda; Insecta; Diptera; Tephritidae
Product: zinc finger protein ZFP2
Exons: 3
Coding region: 1-1713 (570 amino acids)
Biological process (GO): regulation of transcription by RNA polymerase II
Cellular component (GO): nucleus
Molecular function (GO): DNA-binding transcription factor activity, RNA polymerase II-specific; RNA polymerase II cis-regulatory region sequence-specific DNA binding; zinc ion binding
Source: RefSeq, a predicted model, not a curated record